Nyctereutes procyonoides (raccoon dog) is the source of this 5213-nucleotide messenger RNA. RefSeq names its product S1 RNA binding domain 1 (gene SRBD1). Gene Ontology annotation, molecular function: structural constituent of ribosome; mRNA binding. The transcript has 20 exons. The record is from RefSeq and is a predicted model, not a curated record. The coding region runs from base 159 to 3068 and encodes 969 amino acids. Lineage: Eukaryota; Metazoa; Chordata; Mammalia; Carnivora; Canidae. Gene Ontology annotation, biological process: nucleobase-containing compound metabolic process; translation.
UGUCAUGUGACCUUUGAAACUGCCCCCCUGUGAACUGGGGUCUGCACUCCUGCUGGAUGAGACUGACGUGGAAAGAAGUCAUUCUGCUCAGUUUGGAGAUAAUAUGAGCAGAACCCUGCUUUUCUGUUUCCUUGGUUUUUGAAUUCUCCCUCCUUUCAAUGACACUGCUAUGUGUUAUAUCAUCUGCCUCUGAAGAAGAUGACAAGGAAGAUAGUACCUGGGAGCCCCAAAAGAAAGUCCCCAGAAGUCGUAAGCAGCCUGUUGCCAAGGAAUCCAAACCAAAGAGGGUGCCACGGGUGAAGAAGACCACCCUACAGAUAAAUGAUGGCUCAGAAGGCGUGGCUGUUAAGGAGGAGCUGAAUAACUCUGUGGCUAUUGCUGAUGUUGAUUUGGAAGACAAAAAAAAUAAAUUGGAUACCGUGAAGACUUUGAAGACAGCAAAGGCAAAACGGAAGAAUUCAAGUCAGUCACCUUCAGGUCAGAGGAUCAAAAAGCUGAAAGUUGAUGAAGAAUCCAACAGGGCCAGCACUGCAGAGACACCAUCCACAAGCACCUUGUGGGAAGGUGUGUGCAAGAAGGAAGAGAGUGAAGAUGACUUCACAUUUGGUCAGGCCCCUUUAAAGAAAAUGAAGACUGAAACAUGUCCUCAGGGGCAGCCUGUGAGGUUCCCAGCAAAUGCAAACAACAUUAAAGAGGAGGUGGAAAUGAACUGGGACAUAGUACAGGUUUUAUCUGAGAGAACUAAUAUUGAACUUUGGGUAUGUGCCAACAUUAUUCGUCUCUUUAAUGAUGAUAACACAAUUCCCUUCAUUAUACGGUAUCGGAAAGAGCUUAUUAAUAACCUUGAUGCUGAUUCCUUGAGAGAAGUUCGACAAACCCUAGAGGAGCUCCGGGCUGUUGCAAAGAAGGUUCAUAGUACAAUCCAAAAAAUUAAGAAGGAGGGGAAGAUGUCUGAGUGCUUGUUAAAAGCUUUGCUGAAUUGUAAAACUUUUGAAGAACUAGAACAUGUGUCAGCUCCAUAUAAAACUGGGAGCAAAGGCACCAAAGCCCAGAGAGCAAAGCAGUUGGGGUUAGAAGGAGCAGCUAAAACACUGCUUGAGAAUCCAGGGGAGCUCAAUCUGCUGUCUUAUAUUAGACCCAAUGUAAAAGGACUUUCAGCACUCCAGGAUAUUGAAACAGGAGUGCAGAAUAUUUUAGCAGACAUGAUUGCUAAAGACAAAGACACGCUUGACUUCAUUCGGAAAUUGUGCCAAAAUAGGUAUAUUUGUAUCCAAUCAUCUCUGGCAAAAGUGUCCUCAAAAAAAGUAAAUGAGAAAGAUGUUGAUAAGUUUCUGCUCUACCAGAAUUUUUCAUGCAACAUAAGAAACAUCCAGCAUCAUCAGAUUCUGGCAAUUAACCGUGGAGAAAAUUUGAAGAUACUGACUGUCAAAGUCAACAUUUCUGAUGGAGUGAAGAAUGAAUUCUGCAGGUGGUGCAUCCAAAACAGGUGGAGACCACGUGGCUUUGCAAGGCCAGAGUUAAUGAAGAUCUUAAACAAAUCACUGGAUGAUUCUUUUAAACGCCUUAUUUAUCCUCUUCUCUGUAGAGAGUUCAGAGCCAAACUAACAUCAGAUGCAGAGAAGGAAUCAGUGCUAAUGUUUGGACGGAACCUCCGCCAGCUCCUUUUAACAAGCCCUGUUCCAGGGCGCACCUUGAUGGGAGUGGAUCCUGGAUACAAACAUGGUUGCAAAUUGGCUAUAAUUUCUCCUACCAGUCAGAUACUGCAUACUGAUGUGGUUUACUUGCAUUGUGGACAAGGCUUCCGAGAGGCAGAGAAAAUAAAGAGACUUUUGCUGAAUUUCAACUGCAGCACGGUGGUGAUUGGAAAUGGAACUGCCUGCCGGGAAACAGAAGCUUACUUUGCUGACCUGAUAAUGAAAAAUUACUUUGCGCCACUGGAUGUUGUUUACUGUAUUGUCAGUGAAGCAGGGGCAUCAAUCUACAGUGUCAGCCCUGAAGCUAACAAGGAGAUGCCAGGGCUGGACCCUAAUUUGAGAAGUGCAGUUUCCAUAGCAAGGCGCGUACAAGACCCAUUAGCUGAGCUGGUGAAAAUCGAGCCAAAGCACAUUGGAGUUGGAAUGUACCAGCACGACGUAUCUCAGACUUUACUCAAGGCAACACUGGACAGUGUUGUAGAGGAAUGUGUCAGCUUUGUGGGAGUGGAUAUUAACAUCUGUUCGGAAGUUUUGUUAAGGCAUAUUGCAGGACUCAAUGCCAACCGAGCCAAAAAUAUUAUUGAAUGGCGAGAGAAAAAUGGGCCCUUCAUCAACCGAGAACAGCUAAAGAAAGUGAAAGGUCUUGGUCCAAAGUCUUUCCAACAGUGUGCUGGCUUCAUCAGAAUCAACCAGGAUUAUAUUCGAACAUUUUGCAGUGGUCAGCAAACUGAAUCUGCCAGUCAAGUUCAGGAAGUUGCUGUGACAUCUUCAGCAGGUGUUGAGGUCACAAAUGAGAAGCAGGGCAAGAAGAAGAACAAAACUGCAGUGAAUGUUGUGCUGAAGCCAAAUCCUUUGGACCAAACUUGUAUUCACCCGGAAUCGUAUGACAUAGCGAUGAGGUUUUUGUCAUUCUUCAGAGGGACUCUGUGUGAGAUUGGAAAGCCUGAAAUGGAACAAAAAAUAAAUUCAUUCCUUGAAAAGGACGGAAUAGAGAAAAUUGCAGAAAGUUUGCAAACAACAGUUCACACCUUACAGGUCAUCAUAGAUGGUCUCAGCCAGCCUGAGAGCUUUGACUUUCGAACAGAUUUUGAUAAACCAGAUUUCAAGAGAAGCAUAGUCUGCUUGGAAGACCUGCAGGUUGGGACUGUUCUUACAGGCAAAGUUGAGAAUGCCACUCUGUUUGGAAUUUUUGUAGAUAUAGGAGUGGGGAGAUCAGGGCUGAUUCCCAUACGAAAUGUAACAGAAGCAAAACUUUCUAAAACAAAGAAGAGAAGGAGUCUUGGCCUAGGCCCUGGAGAAAGAGUAGAAGUCCAAGUACUCAACAUUGACAUCCCCCGAUCUAGGAUUACUCUGGACCUCAUUCGGGUGUUGUGAGUGUUGCAUUAAAGGUCAAACACCAAUUUUAUUUUUCUCAUUUCUAUAGAUGUUUAAGAAUAAGUCAGUCAGAUGUUUGUGAAUUCUAGGUAGUAGAUGAGAAAGAAUUCACUCAAUAUUUUGAGGUAUUUUUCAAACACUUUCCUUUUCCUUCUGAAUAAAUAGAAAACUAAGAGCUCAGUUACUUUUCCCCUUAAAGAAAACAACUAAUAGACAUCCUUAUGUCAUUUUAUUUAAUAAUGGUUUUCUGACCCAAAUUUUAUUUUUUGUAGUUCAUCUUUGACUCCUUUUGCAUUUUAUAUUAUAGAUUCUUGUUUCAUUUCUACUUGCCAGCUUGCCUUGCUGGACUUGUAUGGAAUUGUGUUCUUGAUUUGAACUGUACAAUGUUUCUUGACAUAGUAGGGCAGGUGGUGGUUGGCCUUCCUUUUUAUAGAUUUUUUUAAUCAGGCCUUUUGGACUUGAUUCAUGAUUUUCUCUUGCCAAGGAAAUAAAAAAUAUGCCUAUUAGAUAGAUCCUGAUGUGUUUGUAACCAUCAAGUGAAUGGCUCAAAACAUCGCUGAGAAGUAUAUAUGUAUUGAUCCCUACAAUAAAAUUCUGUGGCUAGUGACCUUGUUUUUGUUAUGUUGAUUCAGUGAAUGACCUAGGACUCCUUCUUGAUGUGGCACAUAUUCAUGCAAUUUUCAUAUAAACCAACGGUGCCUUUGGGCAAGGGGGAUGCCUCUGGAAACUUGAAGAAUGGCAUUUGGUUUGACUUGGCUUAGGACGGGAAGCUAUACUCUUUCUUAAGCAGUAGGGCUAAACUUCAGAUGAGGAAAGAAAUGGCCUUCCUAAAGAUUGACUGUAGGUCAGGUAUGAAGGGACAAGAAAAACAAGUAGGUAAAGCAAGUGACUCUUAACUCUGUUUUUAUUCAGGGGAGGUGGUAAGUAUUAGCAUGACCAUUCAGGGGCAAAAUUAUUUAGAUAGAGCCCACACUGGACUGGGGUCUUAUCCAUUCUGGCUGCUCUGGCUAAUUUGCUUAAUGGAGUCAUUUGCUUGACUGAAUGAAUACUUGGUUUUCUCCAUGUGUAAUGAGUGGAAGAUACUUACUAAAGAGGGUGACCAGUCCUGCUUUUUUGCCUGGGACUGUCCUAGUAAACACUCACUGCCAUAGUAUAGGUUUUUAAUAGUAUGUCUUUUUAUUCCCAAACUGCCUCAUUGUGCAUAAUAAACUGUAUGAUCAUCUUAGUAGUAUAGUCUCUUACAAAGUGGCAAAUUGGACUGUUCAUUGAUAGUUUUGCCUGGUAGUUUACUAAACUCAAAAUUUUCAGUCUUCCAACUGGUAUACAUAGAUCUUUUUGAUGCAGUAGUUUCCUUAAAAGUUGUAUAACUCAAGGCUUGUUUUCCUGACAAUUUCAUUUCUGAAAUGCUUUUCUCUCUUUUCUACUGGUCUUCAAGUGACAGUGGAUCUUAAUGUUGUAACUUUAAGUUGAUCUGCCUACUCCUUCCAGUGUUCUUCCUGGUUCAUAAUUUGUAGAUCAGUGAUGAGUAAUAUGCACCCAAAGAGUCUUGUUCUGAAGCCUGCAAUGUAAUCUCAAACAAAUGCUUUUUUUUAAUUGAGGCAUAAUUGGCAUAUAACUUUAUGUUAGUUUCAGGUGUACAGCCUGAUUCACCACUUGUAUGUAUUUCAAAAUGAUUACCAUAAUAAACCUAGUUAACAUCUAUCAUUAUAUAUAGUCAAACAAAUGCUUUUUGGGAAGAAACCUUCUCCUUGGCCACUUUGAAUAAAAGAACCAGAGUAGCAGAAGCAGUUCCAUUGGCCUGGUAGCUAAGCCCUUGUAGACACAAGGAGAACUUGAUAUUGCACUAGGUUGCCUGGUUUGUCCUGUCUAGCCCAAACAUGGUGGAAGCUCUAUAAGGCCUAGGCUGGGACAAGUGGGGCAUGUCUCAUUCAUCUUAUAUUUCUAGAAUGUAGCAUGGAACAUCAGAAUGUUCAACUAAUCCUAGUCCCUAUCCUACUGAUAAUCCACAAUGUCCUUUUGAUCUGGUGUCUUUACUUCUCUGGGCCUCCUUUUCCCAAGUUUAAAGUGGGGAUGAUGGUAAAGCACUCAUUCUCUCAGAAUUUAUUGGUGGCCUCCUGAGUGCCAGGCAUUGUGCUGGACACUGAC